Molecule: messenger RNA, 3162 nt
Organism: Osmia lignaria (orchard mason bee)
Lineage: Eukaryota; Metazoa; Arthropoda; Insecta; Hymenoptera; Megachilidae
Cellular component (GO): membrane; early endosome
Source: RefSeq, a predicted model, not a curated record
AAUGUUGUUAUCUUUAUCUUCAGUUGAUAACUUAUCAACGAAAACUCAAAAAUCGACUAACUAACUUCUGUUCACUAGGAUACCUUGACAAUUGACGAUUAUUAGGCAUCGAAUAUAGAAUUUCAUGGAAAAGUGUAUCGUAUUUGGGGGCGUUUUUGGAAUCUAUUUUUCAUUCAUGAAAUUUCAUUUAGUAUAUAAACAUAUGGUUUUUUGUUCUUCGAAUUGUCAUAAUUAUUAAGACAUUUGUUACUGACGUUGACAUUUAUGUUGGAGGUGCUAGUAUGCAUACAAUUGUUGUCCGGAAAUACUGUGUUACAGUGGAUGUUAUAACAAUGAAUAUUCUUUAAUAAUAAUCGUAAUAAAUUAUAAACAUUUUGGAAGCAGCAGAAUCAACAGUGGAUAGCAUUAUGGAGGGUGUUAAUGGGCAGCUGCAAACCAAAUAUCAAAAGAUUGCUACUGAAUACUCAAAAAUUCGUGCUCAAGCAAAUGUUCUAAAAAAGGCUGUGAUUGAUGAACAAGCACGUAAUGCAGAUAUUCGAGAACAGCUGAAGGAGAAAGAGGUAGAACUUCGAAGAGCAGAACAAGAAUUAGACAGUUUAUCCUUUCGAAAUCAGCAACUGACCAAACGUAUAACCGUAUUACAAGAAGAGCUGGAUAAAGUACAAAAUAAAUCUAAGAAAGGAAAGAAUAAAUUAUCUGAAAGUAAUAGUCAAUUAUCACCAUCUCCACCACCAAAUCACAUCUUGAAUGAAGAAUUUCAAAAGAAAAUAGUUGAAAAUGCUCAAUUGUUAUCUCAAAUCAGUGACAAAGAUAGUGAAAUUGAAACUCUAAAUGAAAGAAUACAGCAAUUAGAAUAUAAAUUAGAUCAUAGUGAAAAAUCUAAAAUUGAAUUAAAAUGCCAGUAUCAAAAUACUAUAGACAAACUAGAAAGAGAAAGAAACGAAUUACAAAAAAGAUUAAAUGAUAGACAUAAACAAGAGGAAACUGUAUCAUGGUCUAGUAAUGAAGGUAAACGAGAUGGAUAUGAAUUUGAUACUAGAGUAGGACAUUCUAGUCAUUCUCAACUAGAACCAUCUCCAUUUUCAUCGCCAUUAGCAUCACGUCGAUCAUCAAAAUCUCUUGGCGAAGGUCGUCCUCAUAAAGUACAAGAAGAAAAUAAUGAAUUUGAUUUUUCAAAAUCUUGUGACUUAGAAAAAGAAAUGAAUUAUUGGAAAUCACAGUAUCACAUACUUAAAAUAAAAUAUGAUGAAAUAGAACAAACAGAAUGCUUGAAACAGUUGCAACUCGAGAAUGAAUCGUUGCAACCUGCAGAAAUAAACCAUAUGAUCGGAAGACUAACCGUACCUUUUGCAAUACCAGAAGAAAUUGAAGCUCGGGAAGCAAAAAUCAGAGAUUAUUUUCUUCAAGAGAUCGAUAAGUUAAUAUCGGAAAAACAUAUAUACCAUGUGAAAAAUUUAGCUAUGGCUGCCAAUACCGAAGUUAUGCAAGUUCAUUUAGACACGUGUGAAUCAAAAAGGGAGAAGUGUGAAUCUGCACUUUCAGAGGCACUUUCUAAUUGUAAUAUUUUGCAAAAAGAUAAAGAAACACAAGAAGGAAAUUAUAAAGCUCAACUUAGUACUAUGAGUGAACACCUUGCCAUCAUGAACGAAAAGCUUAUUUCACAAACAGAAGAAAUCCAACAAUUAAAAUUUCAACUUGCAAGCAAGUAAGAAAGGCAAACAGAAGUGAUAUAGAUCAGGUUGUUAAUGAAUAACUAAUAACAUUCCAACAGCAACAUACUUUAAUCAGAACUAUCAAUAUCUUUAAUUUUAUGUACAUAUGAAACUUACACGUGGUAAAUAGUAAUUACAAUUUUAAUCAUACUUUAAUUAAUAUACUAAAACGAUUUUGGAAUCUGUUUAGUAUAUGAAAUAAAAGUAAAAAUUAUUAUUAACAUCCAUUGUCUGAACAUUUAUAACAUAAAUAACACAUCUUAUGCAGACUCGUAAAAUACAUAUUUUAGUCACUUCAUUACAACACUAUACAGUUCGUUUCCCUAUAAAUAAAAUUUUUCUUUAUACUUUAUUUGUUGUACAGGAUGUUACAAAACAGAUGUAUAUCCUGAAAGCUGCAAAUUUUUCAUAACGAAAUAAAUCGAAAGAUCGUUCAUCGUUUUGCAAUCUAACGUUUAAGUAGAGACUCACACUCAUACAUGGAAUUCAGCAUAGACACACUUUCAUGCAUAAAGUUUAAACAGUUCCCCAAAUGUUAAACACCUAAGUUUUAAUUAUUCAGAUCUUGAAAUAUUUUAAAAAUUAAACCACAGAUUGCAAAAUGAUGAACUCUGUGGAUUCAUUUUAGUAUGUAGAAUCUGCAAUAUAUAUGGUGUAAAUCUCUUUAAGGCACCCUGUAUAAUAAAUAAAUAUUAUUAAGCAUACUGAUAUACAAAUAUUCUUUCACACUUACUGUGAAACUAUAGUUAACUGAAGUAAAAUAUAUAUUUCUUUAGAAAAAAUAUGAACAAACUAUUCGCAAUUAUUUUAUAACAAAAGAUAGUACAGAUAAAUUACUUUGCAUAUGAAUUUACUAAACAUGAAAAUUCAUUAAUUUAUUAAAUUUUAAUAGAAAAACUAGAGCCACAACUACAACCUUGUUCAGCUAAAGGAUUAUUAGUUAUUCUAAACGCGGAACGUAUUAAUUCUGUAUGAUACUCUAUCGUUGCUCCUUUAAUAUAUUCUAAAGAUGUUGAAUCUAUCACCACUUUGACACCAUCCUUUUGAAAUAUUCUGUAACAUAAUGCAUCUGAUUAAUUUUUAAUAACAAUGCCAUAAACAUAUAAAUUAUUUACAAUAUGUUAUCUUACUUAUCAUCUUCAUUUAUGUUUUCAUCUAAAUCAAAUUUAUAUUGAAAACCAGAACAUCCUCCACCUUCUACUGUAACUCUUAAAUAACCUUUAUCAUCAGUAAUUUCUUUUAAACGUUUAACACAGCUAUCUGUAAUAACGAUAUCAUUGUCGGCCUUAACAGCAGCCUCCGUUGACAUUUUAUUUAACGACGAAACUGCAGAUACAUUAUACCAGUGAGAACUACAAAUCAAAAUUGCCUGCUUUAAAACAAUCACAUGUCAAUAGAUAUUGUAUAGAAAUUUCUUGACAACAUAAUAUUACAAUUAUUUAGAAACGUA